CGCCGCCGCCGCUCAGCCAUCCAUCAGAUCAACAGUCCACCCACCUUCUCUGCUCGACCGUAGUUCUUGACUCAUCUAUUGAAAAAAGAUGGCUGAUGCACCUGGACUGGACAAGCAGGCCCUAGCCGCGGCCUUCAACGCGAUCGCUGGGAGUCCCGAGUUCACCAGCAUUAAGGAUCUGAAGCCAAAGACACGCUACGAGAUCCGCUGCAUGACCCGCAUAUCUACCAAGUUCGGCGGGAAGAUCAAAGCAGAACUUAAAGAUCUAGGUGGGGAGAGUCUUUUUGUCGUGAUGCCUACGAGACUGGCUAGGCUUUCUGAUGAGCAGAUUGAUGCUAUUAAUGGUAUGUCUGUUAUUGGACAGGCUCCGUACUUUGUAUAUAACGGGACAACUGAGACGGGAACUUAUGAUGUAGAACUUGUGUUCGAUGAGUAGUUUUUGUCAUU
Molecule: messenger RNA, 447 nt
Organism: Frankliniella occidentalis (western flower thrips)
Lineage: Eukaryota; Metazoa; Arthropoda; Insecta; Thysanoptera; Thripidae
Exons: 2
Coding region: 89-436 (115 amino acids)
Source: RefSeq, a predicted model, not a curated record